This is a messenger RNA of Centropristis striata (black sea bass), 1545 nucleotides long. RefSeq names its product cystinosin, lysosomal cystine transporter (gene ctns). Bases 84 to 1229 code for a protein of 381 amino acids. Gene Ontology annotation, cellular component: lysosomal membrane. The transcript has 11 exons. Gene Ontology annotation, biological process: L-cystine transport. Gene Ontology annotation, molecular function: L-cystine transmembrane transporter activity. The record is from RefSeq and is a predicted model, not a curated record. NCBI's taxonomy places the organism in Eukaryota, Metazoa, Chordata, Actinopteri, Perciformes, Serranidae.
CCCACCGAGAGGUCUUGUGACCUGAUGAGGAAGCAGUCAACAAACACCACUGCUCCAAGUUUCAUCUUGUUACUUGAUCAGACAUGGCUGUUCUGGGUUUCACAGAGAGAUGGAUCCCCGCUCAGCUGCUGAUCAUCUGGAUGCUGACCAACAUCUCUGAGUCCGAAGUGUAUUUGUUUGCUCCAGAGGUGGUCACACUUGAAGAAAGCUCUAAAGCCAGCAUCAACAUUACUUCCAGUUCCCCUGUCAACCAGUCAACUCUGAUUCAGUUCAAUGUAACCUUCACUUCCAAACCGGACUACUCAUCUGUAAUCACAUUUCCUGAGCAGGUGUUGCUGCCAGCAGAGGCAACCUCAGUCAGUUUUAAUGUGACAGCCAAUGAUGUCGGUCAGGUGACCGCCUGUCUGCCUAGCAACAACACAGAUCUCAACAGUUUGAACAUCAGGAUCCACUUCAUGGUCGUCCAUAGCAACGCCCUGUCAAUAAUCAGUCAGGUGAUUGGCUGGAUUUACUUUGUGGCCUGGUCGGUGUCCUUCUAUCCACAAGCCUGGGAAAACUUUAGGCGGAAAAGUGUUGUAGGUCUCAACUUUGACUUCCUGGCUCUCAACCUCACUGGCUUCAUCGCUUACAGUGUCUUCAAUAUAGGACUGUUCUGGGUGCCUUAUAUAAAGGAGGAGUUUCUGAAGAUCAACCCAAAUGGAAUUAACCCGGUCAACGCUAAUGACGUCUUCUUCAGUCUCCACGCUGUCCUGCUCUGUUUGGUCUACAUCAUCCAGGCUGCUAUGUAUGAGAGGGGGGGUCAGAAGGUCUCCCGUACAGCCUUGGUCUUGUUGGCGAUUGGCUGGACAUUUGCAUUGGUCAGCCUCUUUCUUGCUGUCGCCAAGCAGAUCACCUGGUUGGAUUACCUCUACUACUUCUCCUACAUUAAACUAGCAGUCACCCUGAUCAAAUAUGUGCCACAGGCGUACAUGAACUACAAAAAACAGAGUACUGAAGGUUGGAGUAUUGGCAAUGUGUUGCUGGAUUUCACUGGAGGAGUCCUCAGUAUUCUACAGAUGAUCUUACAGUCUUACAACAAUGAUGAGUGGAGGCUGAUAUUUGGUGAUCCCACAAAGUUUGGUCUGGGUCUUUUCUCUGUGGUGUUCGACAUCCUCUUCAUGAUCCAGCACUACUGCCUCUACAGACGGCGGUCACAGUAUGAAGCGGUUUCAGAUGAACAAGACAACUGAUGCUGACUGUGGAUAGACUGUCUAUAAAGGGAGCACAUGAACUUUUUCUGAUCAACCACUAGAUGAUGGUCAUGGUGGUGGUCGUCUUCUCUUCCACCUGGAUGUGCUGCAGGUUUUGCACAUGUUGUCUGAUUGGUAACGUGCCUUCUCAAAUAUCUCUAGGUAUUAUAAUAGGUAUUUUUUUUACCUUUGUAUGAAAAAGGUUGGUUUUGAGGAAAAACCGGUGUAGUUAUGACACUGUUAACACUUUAAAUCAAGGGCAAUGUAAAAACCGAAAUCAUACUAUUUUUGAGUUAAUAAAAUGAUUAAAACAUCA